Messenger RNA from Salvia miltiorrhiza (redroot sage), 1346 nucleotides. Its product is annotated as peroxidase 44-like. Gene Ontology annotation, biological process: response to oxidative stress; hydrogen peroxide catabolic process. The record is from RefSeq and is a predicted model, not a curated record. Gene Ontology annotation, molecular function: peroxidase activity; heme binding. Gene Ontology annotation, cellular component: plant-type cell wall; plasmodesma. The coding region runs from base 217 to 1188 and encodes 323 amino acids. The transcript has 2 exons. Lineage: Eukaryota; Viridiplantae; Streptophyta; Magnoliopsida; Lamiales; Lamiaceae.
AGAUAAACCAAUUGCAAAUAUAAUAGUAAUAUACUGUUUGAAACGUAUAAACGCGUACUCCAAAACCGUCUCCUUGCGAUAUUUCCUUUGACUUUGGCACGUCGCCAACUAUGUGCCACCCUCAAACACAAAAUUAAAAGAAGUCGAUCGCGGCUAUAAAUAUAUCAUCACAAAAUUAUACUUCUCCAUCACCGUUAGAUCACAGUCUUCUGAGAAAUGGAGAAAGUAGUAAUUGUUUUUGUAGUUUGUUGCAGCAUUGUAGGGCUUGCUUCUGCUCAGUUGAAAGUAGGGUUUUACACUCCUAGUUGUUCCAAGGCUGAAUUGUUAAUACAAGGAAUUGUACAACAACGUUUUAACAGAGAUCGUUCUAUUACAGCUGCAUUGCUUAGAAUGCAUUUCCACGAUUGCUUUGUUCGGGGGUGCGAUGCAUCAAUACUGAUAGACGACAAGAAAUCCCAUUCCGCCGAGAAGGACGCGUUCCCGAACCUGACCGUCCGCGGCUACGACCUCAUCGACGAAGCCAAGAGGGCGGUGGAGGCCAUCUGCCCCUCCAUCGUCUCCUGCGCGGACAUAAUCACCCUCGCCACCCGCGACGCCGUGGCCCUCGCCGACGGCCCCAGGUACGACGUCCCCACGGGCCGCCGCGACGGCCUCGUAUCCGACAUGAACGAGGUCGACCUCCCGGGCCCACAAGAGUCGGUGGCGCAGGCCUUCGCCACCUUCCGAGCCAAAGGCCUAACCCUAUCCGAAAUGGUGACACUCUUGGGCGCACACACCGUAGGUGUGGCGCAUUGUAGCUUCUUCCAGGAGCGCCUCGCCAAUUUCCAGGGCUCCGGAAAGCCCGACCCGAGCAUGGACCCGGGCUUGGCGGCCCGCCUGCGGAAAAUCUGCGGAACGAGCAAGGAUCCGCCAGUUUUCCUGGAUCAGGGGAGCUCGUUUGCGAUGGAUAAUCAGUUCUACAAUCAGACGGUGUUCAAGAGGGGGAUACUGCAGAUUGAUCAGGAGCUGGCCCGGGAUAGGUCCACCGGCCCCAUUGUUUCGGGCUUCGCCUCCAAUGGCCCCGCGUUUCACCGGAGUUUCGCCAGCGCCAUGAUCAAGCUCAGCAAGACUCAAGUUCUGGUUGGGAAAGCCGGGGAGAUAAGGAAGAACUGCAGGGCUUUUAAUCCUAAACGAGGCCUCCGAAUUUGAGAUUUAUUUCAUUAUUUCAUUGAUUGAUGACGAUUAAAUUAAUAGUAUUUCUUUGGGUUUCAGAUAUAUGUGUUGUGUUUAUUAUGUAAUGCCUAGCGCUAUAUGUUAUACUUGAUGUAAUAGUAUGAAUUAAGGAGAAGUUUACCUUUUAUGAUUCA